AACUAAACAAGCUUCUGGUCGUGAAAUUUUAGUUAUUUGUCGCAUGUUUUCUGAGAAUGACCACAGUAAACACUAUCUCUGCUUCCUCGGCGUUCGAAACGCAACUGAAAACUUUGUGUCUCAAAGAAUUUCCAUGUGGUGGGGGAUCAUGGAGAACGAAGACACAACCAGUACUGGUGUCAUCAGUCAAAGUAGAAAAAAAUCGAGAAGAUAUUGAAAACUACUUCACUGUUACAUUAAAAGACUAUGGAGCAGAAACAGAGAAAACUGAGUCGUUACAAGAGUAUGUGAACUCCAAAUUUUCACCAUGGCAUUUAGAUUACAGUUGGAGUGAAGAAGCUAAAACAUUACGUGAAAUAGCUGUCAAAUCUCCAUGGUUAAUAGAUGAUAGAUUUGUUUUGAAUCAUUUCAAGACGUUACGAAUUGUUGAUAAAAAUGUUACAGAAGUUGAUGAUCUAUUACUAGAGUUGAGAAAUUUAGAAAACUUAACAUUGAGUGCUAAUUUGAUCACAUCUAUCAAUUCAAGAAAUCUACCAGUAUCAUUAAAGGUUUUAGAACUAUGUGCCAAUGAAAUUCGUGAUUUAUCAUCAUUAUGUAUCAAGCCGCCACCAAAUCUCUCACAUCUUGGUUUAGGUUUUAAUAGAGUAUCUUAUAUUGGUGAUUAUAUCACAGGAGAUUAUUGGCCAGCUUUAUUGUCCCUAGAUUUAUGCAAUAAUAAUUUAACUGAUUUAUUAGAUGUUGUCAGAAAAUUAGGAACGUUACCAAAAUUACGAAAUUUAAUUUUACAAGGAAACCCGUUAUCUUUUAUACCAGGUUAUAGAGGUUAUAUUAUUGACAGUUUAAGAAAAUUAUAUAUAUUAGAUGAUCUGAUGAUUUCUGCUGAUGAAAAACAUCAUUUUAAAGGUCUGGCACGAAGAAGAGAGUAUAUAUUAGAUGAAGCUAAGUUAACAUUGUCAGUAUCCUAUCUUAAAGGUUUACCUGUACCAGAGGAAUUAAAGAAUCCAGAAGAACAACCAGAAUAUCCUAUUAUAGAGAGACGUUAUUAUAUUCAGUUUGAAUUCCUUGAAGACAGUAGUGGCAAGUCUCAUAUUUGUCUCAUACCACAGGAUGAUGCUCUAACAGAUAUGUCUAUACAGUUAGAAUCACCAAGACAUGCUGAUGAUACUUCUAUAAUGCACUCUGAUGUUAUUGGUAGUGAACAGAUGGAUGAUGAUAAAGAUAAAUUAAUGGAAAAGAAUGUUUAUUUUAAUAGUCAGCCUGAUCUAAAGAAUCUAGAAACUGCUAGAGAGUACACUGGAGUUGAAGAUGUUGGUGUAACAGAAGAUGAAUUAUCUAAACCAAUAAAACUAGCUCCAAUAUGUACAGAUAAAUUACCUUGGGCAGAAGAACUAGAGGUCAACUGGUCACAGAGUUUUAUAAGAGAUAAUCUCAUUGCUCUCAGAGAUUUCUUUCAACAAGGCAUGGAUUUUUCUAUCAUUGAACAAGUGGUAUUGUGUUAUCCACAAGAAGAAGAUACUGGCUCCAGUACACCAGCUAGUAGCAGAAAAAAUGAUAAAAAUGCUACAGGUAAAGGUGAUAAAAAGGCCAAGGGAGGCAAACCUGAGAAAGAAGACAAAAAGAAAAAGAAAAAAGAACCAGAAGUAGAGCUCAAAAGAAUGCCCCCUCAGCUGAAUACACUGGCCACAUUCCAUAUUAAUUUGGAUGAAUUCUUAGAAGGUGAAUUUAACUAUCAGUCUGUAUUUACAAAAGGUAAUACAGAAAGAGCUUCCACAGUGAAAAGUUCUGAACAUGGCAAGAAGGAUGAUAAAAAAGAUAAAAAGAAACCAACAUCAGCCAAAGCAGGAAAAGAUAAAGAUGCAAGAAAGAGUGCAACAAGUAAAGGAAAAGAUGAUAAAAAAGGAAAAGCCAAACCGUCUGUUGCUCCAGUUGAAGAAGGGGAGGAAACUCUACCACCACCUCCAUUAGAGCUUCAAGUCUCUGUUGAUCUUCACCAUUGGACUACAGCUAUGGACUCCUUAAAAGAUGAAGAAGAAAAGAACAAAUAAAAUUUCAAACAGAAAUACUAUCAGAUGAAAGUUAUAAUUCAGGAAUAUGUAGAGUGUGUUUUAUUUACAAACUCAAUUGUGGUAAAAUUGCACAUAUAUGGUUAAUUCACUUUUUCAAAAACUCUCUACUUACACUUUAAAUGUUCUGGUUAUGGUCUACUUGAUCAGUUCCAUAAUUAUUCACAUCAUAGCAGAUCACCAGUUGACUAUGGUUACGAAAAAGAAUAGUGUUCAUAGGUUGUGAAUGUAAUUCUCAUGCAACUGAGUUGUCAGUUUGGAACUCAUGGCCACUUUCAUUAUUUGCAACCAUACACAACUGGUAAUCACUGUGGUAAAAGGGCACCUUAGUGGACAACUAUCAUGUCAAUGUCAUAUGAAGGUUGAAACAAUGUCAAAACCGCUAAUAUAAUAUCAAAUUAGUCUGAAACUGUCCUACGCUCUGGCCACAUUGAGUUCUAAAUUGAAAUUUUCAUGUCACAAAUAUUCAAGUUCAUACCAAUUGUCUUAGAAUGCCUUUUCGUCCAUGAAUAUAUAAGUUUUGAAAAUUUUGCACUUGAAAUGAACCCACUUCAUCUAAUAUGAAAAUGACACACAGUUUGAACUGAAAAUCUCACUCUAUAAAGUCAUAGUUUCAAAUAAGUUUGUUUCCAAUGGUUGGCAUUUGCAUCAAAGCAAAGACAAUCUAAGACUCUCAGCAAUAUUUGGAGAUUAAUAUUUCAAUUCAUACAAACAUGAGAACCAAAAUGUGAUUUAGAACUUGAUGUGGCCAGAGAGUAGAUUUUUAUUUUUGAUAUUUGGAAUUCAUUUUUAUGUAUAAUAUAGGUGUAACAUUCUCUAACUGUGAUUUUUGAUAUAUGAUAUUUUAUGUUAUAUUACGCUGUGAUAAAGCAAUGUUUUGUGAUAUUUUAAUGAUUAUUUUAAAGAAAAAUAACCCUGUUU
Messenger RNA from Lottia gigantea (owl limpet), 2984 nucleotides. RefSeq lists its product as hypothetical. Bases 57 to 2045 code for a protein of 662 amino acids. Gene Ontology annotation, molecular function: protein binding. The record is from RefSeq and is a predicted model, not a curated record. NCBI's taxonomy places the organism in Eukaryota, Metazoa, Mollusca, Gastropoda, Lottiidae. The transcript has 15 exons.